Paramecium octaurelia is the source of this 581-nucleotide messenger RNA. NCBI's taxonomy places the organism in Eukaryota, Ciliophora, Oligohymenophorea, Peniculida, Parameciidae. The record is from the annotation of a GenBank genome assembly.
AUUAUAGAUGUUUUAGAAAGUUGUAAGUUGGUUUAGAGAGCUAUUUUUUGGAAAAGAGUUAGAGAUUGCUUUGGUAGGAUUAUAAAAUGCAGGCAAAACCACUCUGGUUAAUACAAUGGCUACAGGCAAGUUCGAGGAAGACACAAUCCCAACAAUAGGGUUUAAUUUUCGAUCUGUGAAGAAGGGAAAAGUGUAAAUGAAGAUGUGGGAUGUCGGAGGAUAAGCAAGGUUUCGAGAAUAAUGGGAAAAGUAUUGCAGAUCAGCAGAUGUAAUCAUUUUUGUUGUGGAUGCACAAGAUUAAGGAAACUUAGAUAUCGCUCGGUAGUAACUUAAUUAGCUAAUUUCUUGGCCUAGUUUAGAAGGGAUCCCCCUAUUAGUAUUAGGAAAUAAAUAUGAUCUACAAGGAUGGUAACAUCAUUCUCUAUAUUUCUAGUAUUACAGAAUAAGAGCUAAUUACAUAAAUGAACUUAAAUUCAAUUAAAGAUAGAUUGGUUGCAUGCUAUAGCAUUUCAGCCAAAAAAAAUACAAACAUUGACGAAAUGCUAAAAUGGUUGUCCAAAAUCUAAAGAAAAAAUAAAUGA